Armigeres subalbatus is the source of this 1878-nucleotide messenger RNA. Its product is annotated as transmembrane protein 209. The transcript is spliced from 6 exons. Gene Ontology annotation, cellular component: membrane. The record is from RefSeq and is a predicted model, not a curated record. The coding region runs from base 150 to 1808 and encodes 552 amino acids. NCBI's taxonomy places the organism in Eukaryota, Metazoa, Arthropoda, Insecta, Diptera, Culicidae.
GCGCGUCGAACGGUUGAACAUCUAAUCAAAACAGUUUCUGCCAUUCAUUUUGUCACAUUUUCCAAAUCGGCAAAUUUAAAUGAACAAAAUUUUGCAAAUUUUCCAUUUAUUUGAUUAAUUUCAUUCUAUACUAAGAAAUCUCCAUAAAAAUGUCAACCAGCAGCCCCAAUUCACCUUCGCUGCGGAGCCCGCUGGUGGAUCGAACGCUAAAUCUGAACCUGAACAACCGGCGUUCUCGGGAAUGUUUAGUGUGGGGAUCCAUUAACGUCGGUCUCCUCUCAGUACUUUUGUUCGACAUCUCCAACAAAUGCCCAUACUCUUUUUCCCAGUGGUAUUAUUUGGAAUAUGCGGCGGCUUCAAUAAUCGGUGUGAGUGUUUUGUAUUACUUUGGCCGUUACUUCUACUACCUGUUUAGUAAGGAGCCCAUCCGUGGAACGGAUCAGCAGCGCCAGCUGCUCAAAUUCGAGUUGGACGAUAAUUCGUUCAUCGCUACCACACCGGCGGCGAAGAAACCGGCCCCAUCACUUAACGUUGGGGCCACUCCGGCCAAUAUGUCCUCGGUAAGUUUGCACUCAUUCAACGAAAGUGGAAUGUCCAUGGCAUCCGCCGGAUGGAUUUACAAUCGUGGCAGUCCAAUGCCGCAGCAGUCGCAACAAGCGAAUGCCUCCCAGACGGGUGUUGGGGGAAUGUCAUCGUUCCAGCAUCAGUCGUUCGAUGGGUCAUUCAAUGCCAGUGCAAACAAUAAUUCGGGAACGUUUUCACCGUCUAUGCGAAAGCUGGCCAACAAGAGCGAUUUUAUUGUCGACGAGAAAGGGUUGCAGAAUUAUUUGAAGGAAGUAACCAACGAGGAGAAAAACAAUAGCGCGUUUCUGGAGCGGAUGAACAUAUCGGGUAGCAGUUUUAACUCGUUUUGGAACAGUUACAAACUGGAUGACAUGUCCAGUUUAUUAAAAACAUCUCUCUAUCAGCUCUCACCUUCGGCUCCACCGAGCAAGCAAACACUGAAGGAACACGAGAGUGGUCCUUACAAUCCAAUCGAUGCAGACGUCAGUUCGGAAGUACUAAAAAAAGUUUCUUCUGUGCAGCUCUCCAAUUAUGUUGCAAAUCUUCGAAUGUGGGUUUCAAUGACCAUCAUGCAGCGAAUUGUGGCGGAAAUGAACAGCAUCGAUAAUUCGUUCAAAACGCGAGGCUUCUCCGACAUCCAGCUCGGCAACGUAGGAUUGGAGCGACUGAAGAAAACGGCAGAAAAUCAGCAAUUAGUAACCCUUUACAUCCCUAAACUCCCACUGCUGAUCCCGUUCUUGGAGAUGUCUACCAAUCAGGAGUAUCUUGUUCAGCGGAUCAAAGACUUGGCCAAAGGAAGCUGUAUUGCUGAUUACCGAUGGAACUCUGGAUCGUCUUACAAAGGACUCAACUGGGACGAACAUUUACCAACGGAUUCAGCCAUCAUUUUCCAUCUGUUCUGCACCUACAUGGACAGUCAACUGCGGCCAUUGCCGCAACCCGGCGGGCGUCCCUUUUACAAUCGUUACGUGGUCGUCGCAGACAAGAAGACUCCGAAGGAAACGUUGGCCGAGGUGGCCACCAAGAACAAAGCCAAAUGCGCCAUCCUGUGUUCGAAUCCGAUGAAGCCGAAGUUCAACUUCGUUUCGGACGACAAAAUUCACAACUGUGCCCAUGAUCGUAACAACCUAUUCUACGUUCUCAUUCAGUUUUUGAUCUACAUGAAGAAUCACCAAGAGGGGCUGGUAGAAGGAAUCAACCUCGGAAAAAGCGGUAUUAACAUUUUGUGUGUUCUUGAAGAUUAGAUAGAGUAAGUAGCGUAUAUGUUUAACUAAUUUCAAAGUUCUGAAUUUGACAAAUUUUGUGAUCUGAAAA